AUGGUGAAAGGGGGCACAACUCCUGGUGCGUACAGCAGCACAUACAACCAAAUUGGAGUCUUUUAUCGGGCUGACCCGAUUCGCUGUUACACUAUCUUUAUCUUGCCUCCUCUUUCCUUUUCUCUCUCUCUCUCUCUCUCUCUCUCUCUCUCUCUCUCUCUCUCUCUCUCUCCCCAUCAAUCUAUUUGUACAUAUGGGAUUGUGCUUUUCAUUCAUCUACCUAUCUAUCUUAAUCAUAUCUAUUUUUUUCCCCAUAAGAAUUUAGUUUCUUUCAUUUCAUUCUUAUCUUUUUUUAUUUUUUUCUUUUCAUUUGAUAUCAUUGUUUAUAUUCAUUCAUCUAUCUAUUUCCUAUUUCUUUUUUUUUCUUUCAAAAAAAUUUUUUCUUCUUCGUUCAUUGUUUUUGCUUCUCACCUAUUAAAUUCAUCAUUCAUAAUAUCAUCUAAAACUGUUCAUAUCAUCUAUCUAUCUAUCUAUCUAUAUCUUCAUUCAUCUAUCUAUCUAUCUAUCUUUCUAUCUAUCUAUCUUCUAUCUGUUCAUCAUUCAUCUAUCUAUUCAUCUAUCUAUUCAUUCAUCUAUCUAUCUAUCUAUUCAUCUAUCUGUUCAUCUAUCUAUCUAUCUAUCUAUCUAUCUAUCAUUCAUUAUCAUCUAUUCAUUAUAUCUAUCUAUCUAUUCAUUCAUCUAUCUAUCUAUCUAUCUAUCUAUCUAUCUAUCUAUCUAUCUAUCAUUAUCUAUCUAUCUAUUCAUCUAUCUAUUCAUCAUCUAUCUUAUCUAUCUAUUCUAUUUUCUAUCAUUAAUCUUCUAUUUCAUCUAUUCAUUUAUCUAUCUAUCAUCAUCUAUCUUCAUCUAUCUAUCUAUCUAUUCAUCAUCAUUUAUCUAUCUAUCUAUCCAUUCAUCUAUCUAUCUAUCUAUUCUAUCUAUAUAUCUAUUUUCUAUCUAUCUAUCUAUCAUCUAUCUAUCUAUCUAUUCAUUAUUUCAUCUAUCUAUCUAUUUAUUCAUUUUAUCUAUCUAUCUAUCUAUCUAUCUAUCUAUCUAUUUUUUUCAUCUAUCUAUCUAUCUAUCUAUCUAUCUCUAUCUAUCUAUCUAUCUAUCUAUCUAUCUAUCUAUCUAUCUAUAUCUAUCAUUCAUUAUUCAUCUAUCUAUCUAUCUAUUUAUCAUAUCUAUCUUCUAUCUCUAUCUAUUCAUCUAUCUAUCUAUCUAUAUAUUCAUAUAUAUAUAUAUUAUCUUCUUCAUUCAUUCAUCUAUUCUAUAUUUAAUUCAUCAUCUUUUCCAUCUGUAUUCUCCAUUUUAUAUAUCCAUUUUAACAAACAUUUAUAUAUCUUCUUCAUCUAUUUCUUAAAAUAUUUUCUUUCUAUCUUUUGGUCCAUAUAUCUAUAUUUUAUAUAUAUAUCUUAUUUUAAAAUAUUUCAUGAUUCACAUUUUCUUUUUUCCUUCUUCAUCUUCCUUCUUUUUUCUUUCAAUUAA
This is a messenger RNA of Acanthosepion pharaonis, 1461 nucleotides long. Lineage: Eukaryota; Metazoa; Mollusca; Cephalopoda; Sepiida; Sepiidae. The record is from the annotation of a GenBank genome assembly.